UGUUGCUUAGUCUACACGAAACCGUGCCUCCGUUUAAGCAACUAAAGAUUUUUCGUUCAAUUUCUUAUCAUUUUUCGUGUUUUUUUAGUUGUUACCUCGCCAAUUGUCUAUUUGCGAACAAUGUCAACCCAAAUUUUGCGAUCGUCAACAAAGUAUUUUGUCCAAAAUUGCUUGCUGAAACGGAAUAGAUUACCGCCAUUGUCGCGCCAAAUUCAGACCUCGUAUGCGCUCAACAAAAUAAUUUCCUUCAAUCUUUCGGACAUCGGCGAAGGAAUUCGGGAAGUUGUCAUCAAAGAAUGGUUCGUGAAGCCGGGCGACGUCGUCGAGCAGUUUGACAACAUCUGCGAAGUGCAAUCCGACAAGGCUUCGGUCACCAUUACGAGUCGUUAUGAUGGCAAAAUUGUCAAACUCUUCCACGAAGUUGAUCAAAUCGCCUUAGUUGGCAAGCCUCUGGUCGAUUUCGAUGUCGACGACGAUGAAAUUGAGGAAACCUCAUCGAGCGAAGACGAGGAAGUCGAAGAACUCGAAGCAAUUUCGCAUCCGCUGAGAACCAAAGUUUUAGCGACACCCGCUGUUCGUCGCAUCGCCAUGGAACACAAACUCGAUCUCCAGAGUGUCACGCCAACGGGAAAGGGCGGCCGAAUUUUGAAAGGAGACGUCUUGGAACACUUGCAACUCAUCCCGAAAGGCACCCAAGUCCCGCAUCCAACUUUGGUACCGAAAAAUCCGCCUGCAGUCGAGAAAAAAGAGACUUUUGUGCCGCAAAAAACGACUUUGCCGGAUCAGUUGGUGAGCAAAAAGGAGCCUCUCAAGGGAAUCGCGCUGGCAAUGUACAAAUCCAUGACAGAAUCUCUCAAAAUUCCCCAUUUUGCGUACUGUGAUGAGGUUGAUAUGUCACGUCUGGUUGCCUUGCGUGACGAAUUGAAGCAGGAAACGCUCGAAACGCACGGAAUUAAGUUGACUUUUAUGCCGUUUAUGAUCAAAGCUGCCUCACUCGCGUUGCUCAAGUAUCCAAUUUUGAAUUCGUCACUCGAUGAAAGCGACACAAGCAUUGUUUAUAAGCCAUAUCACAAUAUUAGCAUUGCCAUAGCGACGCCAACGGGUCUUGUCGUGCCAAAUAUUAAAAAUGUCGAGCAAAAAACACUUUUGGAAAUUGCCCAGGAUCUCAAACGGUUGCAAGAAAAGGGACAAAAAGGGCAACUCGCUCCCGAGGAUUUUGCAAAUGGAACUUUUUCUUUGUCUAACAUCGGAAAUGUCGGCGGAACAUACACACGCCCCGUAAUUGUGCCAAACCAAGUAGUAAUCGGCGCCGUCGGUAAAACGCGUGCCUUGCCACGCUUCGGACCCAACGACGAAGUCAUCAAAGCGCACAUCAUGGAAGUCAGUUGGAGUGCGGAUCAUCGCAUCGUCGACGGCGUCACAAUGGCUAGUUUCAGUAAUUUAUGGAAAAAAUACUUGGAAAAUCCAAAUCACUUCCUACUUGCUGCCAAAUGA
Molecule: messenger RNA, 1494 nt
Organism: Culicoides brevitarsis
Lineage: Eukaryota; Metazoa; Arthropoda; Insecta; Diptera; Ceratopogonidae
Gene: Dbct
Product: lipoamide acyltransferase component of branched-chain alpha-keto acid dehydrogenase complex, mitochondrial
Exons: 3
Coding region: 121-1494 (457 amino acids)
Cellular component (GO): cytoplasm; mitochondrion
Molecular function (GO): acetyltransferase activity; lipoic acid binding
Source: RefSeq, a predicted model, not a curated record